This is a messenger RNA of Phytophthora nicotianae INRA-310, 622 nucleotides long. RefSeq lists its product as hypothetical. The transcript has a single exon. Bases 74 to 550 code for a protein of 158 amino acids. The record is from RefSeq and is a predicted model, not a curated record. NCBI's taxonomy places the organism in Eukaryota, Oomycota, Peronosporomycetes, Peronosporales, Peronosporaceae.
CGCCAAACACUUUGUAAUUCGCCGGCCAGGAGACACGCAGCUUCAAGAAGCUUAAUACUCCCUUGAGCCAGCCAUGCGCCUGUUGUUAUGGGUUUUGCUUGUGACUUUGGUCACCUUCCUUUCAAGUGGCGACGCUGCUCCAGUCGAUUCGAAUAAGCAGCUGGAACGCGCUGCAAUCAACAAGGUGACAUCACGCAACCUUGCUAAUGACAACAGUCUCACACAUGAGAAAAGAUUCCUGAGGGGAGACCGCAGCAACAUCGUGAAUUUGAAGGAUGGAGACGAAAAUGAAGAGAGAAAAAUCGGCCAGAAGAUGACUACGGCACUCAAAUCAAUCAAAGUCUGGUACCUCAAGUGGGAGCAGAAAAUUCUCUUGCCUGGGUUUAAGAAGAUGGCGAAGAAGGAGAUGACUUACUCGAAACUCAUGGAUCGCUUCCGUGUAAGAAUGAUGAAUAGUGGUCGGUGGGGCACACCGUCUGGGUUCAAACGAUACGGAAGGCUCUACAAAGACUACCUGAUAAGCAUUAAUCGCGCGGACCUUGCGGUGUGAGGGUCUGGCAAAUUGAGUGGUCGUGAUAAGAUGAAAACCAUCAAUAAAUUUGCUUCGAGCGCUGUCCUUCUC